GGGACCCCAUUUCUGUGCUCAUCUGCCUCCUUGGGAAUAUAAAGAGCAAGCACUGAGGCCCCGCCUCAGAGCACCCCAAACUUGAUGCCAUGAAGAUCCCGGUCCUUCCUGCCGUGGUGCUUCUGUCCCUCCUGGUGCUCCAUGCUGCCCAGGGAGCCACCCUGGGUGGUCCUGAGGAGGAAAGCACCAUUGAGAAUUAUGCGUCACGACCUGAGGCCUUUAACACCCCGUUCCUGAACAUCGACAAGUUGCGAUCUGCUUUUAAGGCUGAUGAGUUCCUGAACUGGCAUGCCCUCUUUGAGUCUAUCAAAAGGAAACUUCCUUUCCUCAACUGGGAUGCCUUUCCUAAGCUGAAAGGACUGAGGAGCGCAACUCCUGAUGCCCAGUGACCAUGACUUCCACUGGGAGAGGGGGCGAGCGUGAGCGCUGAUUCUCAACCUACCAUAACCCUUUCCUGGCUCAGGAACGCCAAUAAAAUGUUUUCCAUCCAACA
Molecule: messenger RNA, 493 nt
Organism: Piliocolobus tephrosceles (Ugandan red Colobus)
Lineage: Eukaryota; Metazoa; Chordata; Mammalia; Primates; Cercopithecidae
Gene: KRTDAP
Product: keratinocyte differentiation associated protein
Exons: 6
Coding region: 90-389 (99 amino acids)
Biological process (GO): epidermis development
Cellular component (GO): extracellular region
Source: RefSeq, a predicted model, not a curated record